Gopherus flavomarginatus (Mexican gopher tortoise) is the source of this 2508-nucleotide messenger RNA. It is a transcript of the gene FAM53A, whose product is annotated as family with sequence similarity 53 member A. The transcript is spliced from 6 exons. The record is from RefSeq and is a predicted model, not a curated record. Lineage: Eukaryota; Metazoa; Chordata; Testudines; Testudinidae. Bases 267 to 1640 code for a protein of 457 amino acids. Gene Ontology annotation, cellular component: nucleus. Gene Ontology annotation, biological process: protein import into nucleus.
GGAGCUCGCUGUGUUUUGUUCAAUUGCCAUUGAGGAGCGUUGUUCACAUAUGCUGAGGGAGGCGGCCCGGGCUGGCCUUGGAGGGCAGUUUACAGAAAAGCAGACAUGAUACGCUGAAGGCCUUUGGAUAUAAACUCUGGCAGUAAGAUGGAAGCAUAAAUCUUGAGAUUUAGAACAGAACCAGAAAUGGCUCACGAAUAGUGAAACAGGAUACAGAGGAGCCUCCAACGCUUCCCAGUGUGAGCAGUGGCAAAGGGACAACUACCAUGGUAACACUAAUAACAGAAAAGCUGCAGAACCAGAGCUUGGAUGAUCUGACCUGUAAAACGUACAAUAUUCACCUGUACUCAUCUGAGAAGCUGAACAAAAGUGGCAGCUUGUUCCCUUUCGAAAUCAAUGAAGAGAGCCCUUGGAAAGCUUUAAAUGGGGGUUGUCCAAUCCAAGCUGACGCGACCAAAAAUUCAUCUUACCCUUUCCCAGUGUGCCCAUUCAUUAGAGGCACAGCUAACAACGUGAGUCUGCAAUGGCAGCAGGAAUCUUCCAGCACAUCUAUGGUGUCAGGAUGGAUAAGUGAACUAAAUCUUAAUGAAAACUCGGGGCAGCCAUUGGCGCCACCUACCAAACGCCACUGUAGGUCCCUCUCUGAGCCAGAUGAAUUGGCUCGUUGUCGGUCACCAUGGAAACCCAGCAGUUCAAAAGUCUGGACUCCGGUGUCAAAGAGACGAUGCAACAGCGGUGGCAGUGCCACCUUGCAGCGCUGCAACAGUCAUGGGAGUGCAAACUUACAGAGAAGCACAAGUAUCAGCUUGCCACAAAAUGUUCUGUCCUUAAAUAACGUCUUCACUAUCACCAGCUUCAAUACUUCUCCAGUGCCCCGACCUUCCUCUGCGAGCAGCGGCUUUGUGGACAGUAGUGAGGGAAGCACAAGUUCAAGUAUCCGUUGGAAUUCUGGAGGACCUUGUGACUUUAACCCUCGGCGUCGCCUCUCCCUCUCACAGGAGCACAUCACCGAGACAGGAAACCUCUUGCCUUCAGCCAACAGCACUCCCACCUCCACACCAGAGCUCAGCCGGCGUCAGGGCUUGCUGAGAUGCCGCUCACAGCCUUGUGUCCUGAAUGAAAAGAAAAGCCGGCUAAAGCGCAGACGAGAGGAGGAUGUACGGUGGAAUCGUCCAUCUUUAGACUUUUUUAAAAUGACACGGACUCUGACAACCUCCUGUUUUAAGCAGACAAGUCUUAACAGGGCACCACAUAUAAUUUGGAAGAAUGAGUUAGAACUUGUCUACAUGGAGAAGUUUUUCCAUAAAAAGACUUUAAAAAAUUCGAAAAGUCUUUGCUCCCUUGAUUAUGAAGAAGAUGAUGACGAUGACGACACACAAAUGAAGACAAUUGUGUCAUCCCCAUGUGAUUCACAUGACUUUAUGAACAUCACCACCCCUGGUUCCAGUCCAGUGAAAGAGCAACUGGAUGAAAUAAGGCAUCAUGGCCCAUGCCAAGUUGCCUUCAGUGUAAGGGAUUAUAAGAAGGCAGCUGCAGUGUGUGAAAGUGAUGAGGACACAAGUGAUUGUGACAGCACUGAAGAGGGUAUCUUUCCGCUAGACUGCGGGGACUUGGAUCUAGAGCAGAUUGAAAACAACUGAGGCUCAAAGUUGUGUACUAGAAUCAGUUCUAAAUUAAAAUGAUUAGUGGAUUACCUUUGCAAUGCAUAAUCCAUGUCCCUGAAUCUCUGUAUUGCCUAUCUUGGGCCUGUGUUAGAAGAAAUGUUUCAGGUGGGGGAAAAAAAGAACCAUUGUUACCUGUUUAUAGUCUAUUGAUCAGUAUAUGAACAACAGCAAAAGACAACUGGAGGUUAAAUGUUAUUUUGAACAUUUAAGAAGUAACUUUGAUUACAAAUUUCCUAACAGAUAUUUUGCAUUUUUAUGGCUUUUACAGUUCUGGAGAAAGCAUCUCUAUUUUGAAAUGAAUUUUCAGAAGGGCAUUCUAUAAAACAAAAUCUGUCUACAGUGAUUCUGGUGCGGGUCUAUGUUCCAUUUGUUAAAGAGCUUAAUGUGAAAAGUGAGUUGCAUAAUUAAAUUGGUAAUAAACCAUUGGAUAUCUGGAGAUCUGAAUACUUAAGUGUCUGGUUGACAACUGGUCCAAAAUACUUAACUGUCUCCUUAUACAGUGAGUGGUUAUAAAACUUCAUUACAUGUACAAAUGGUUUUUCAUACAUACAAGACUUUUUGAUCAAAAUAUAGUAGUGACCUUAAAGGUUAACACUUUCCAUGAUUUUACUACUUGAAUUGUUUUCCAGCCAGAAGCAAUGCUAAUUUAGGUGGGAUGAAACUGCAAGUAGCUGCCCACCUUCUUGGUCAUUAUUAUGUUUUCUGUGGUUCAAAAGAAUGUACAAGAGCACUUGAACUUUUAAACAGGGACUUUGUAAUGAUCAAUUCCCCAGGAGGUGAUCCCUUCAGCAAUACUAGAAGGAAACUAGUCCUUGAAUUAAAUAAAAUGACAUUUUGCUUUGCA